This is a messenger RNA of Symbiodinium natans, 945 nucleotides long. NCBI's taxonomy places the organism in Eukaryota, Dinophyceae, Suessiales, Symbiodiniaceae. The record is from the annotation of a GenBank genome assembly.
AUGUCGCUGUUCAACGUCUUGUGCCUCGGGCUGGUGGCCCGCGCUUCCGCCUGGGCCCGCGCCUCCGUGACGGUGACUGGAGAGGCGCUCGCGGACAAGACCAUCAAGGACUACGUUGAGGAGGUCAAAACCAUGAGCCCAACUCUGGGUUCGCUCCAGAUGAUGGGCAGCUGUUGUGACGAGAACCAAGGCGCUGCCAUGGAGGUUCAGAACGGCAUCAACACGAACACCCUCUACGGUCCUACUGAUGAGCUUGCCAAGACGAUCUUCAAGGACACUGGUUGCAGUCCGGUGGCAGAGAAGAAUAUGAACAAGAUGGGCACGGCAGGCUGCACCUACUUCAGCAUCUUCCAGAACACCGCCCAUGCCGACCACGAGUUCGCCGCCAACUGCGUUCCAGGUGUGGUCUGCAGUGCGGACGUUGUGGGCAUGACCAAGGGACUGAUUGCCACCUACGGCGUGGUCAUGCAGAUCUUGCAGCCCAACCUUGGGUCGCUGGCAAACAUCUAUUCGGGACCCAUUGACAAGUGUUUUGCGGGAAUGAACAAGCUCAACGAGGGCAAUCUGAAGGAUUCCCUCGUCACCACACCCAUUAUGGGCCCGUUUAACCUGAAGCUCGGCGAGACUACGAAGCUGGUGGUCGAGGGCAUGGGCCAUGUCGGUGCUCUCGAUUCCCUUAAGACCUGCCAGGCCUUCUCGGAGUACAAGACGUCGAAGGCAGCGGAGGCGGAGGAGAAGGCGAGGCAGAAGCAAAUGCAAGCAAUUGCCAAGUCCACUGGCAAGGGGGACACGAAGACGGCGGAGGCGACGCUGGAGAAGGCUGGCCGCGCACCGUCACAGGCCGUCACUUCCGCCAAGAACGCCGGGAAGCUCUCGGUGCCCGUGGGCGGCAAGAUUGACAUCAAGGGCGUGCCCCAAGAGGACGUGGGUGCCUCAGAGUCAUGA